Planococcus citri (citrus mealybug) is the source of this 2159-nucleotide messenger RNA. RefSeq names its product arylsulfatase B-like. The record is from RefSeq and is a predicted model, not a curated record. NCBI's taxonomy places the organism in Eukaryota, Metazoa, Arthropoda, Insecta, Hemiptera, Pseudococcidae. The transcript has 8 exons. Bases 314 to 2065 code for a protein of 583 amino acids.
UAGGCAUAUCCAACAAUGAUUUCCCUUCCCAUGCGUAGAGAAGCAGAUAUUUACCACUCGUGCCGGCGCUAUCUUAGCGUUUCAUUCAUUGUUUCAUUAGCGCCUGUAGCUGUUUACACCUUAGGUAUUUACGAACUUGUAAUGUGUCAAUUAGAUUACUAGGUGCACCGGUUUUUUCAAAAUGUGAUUCGAGGAUCGAAAUGUAAACCUAAGUUACUGCCUAGUUCAUCAUUCGUUUAUACGCGAUGUACUUAUGUGUUCGAAAUUUUGAAAAUUUACUUGCGUGCUCGAGAUUUAAUUACGUUCAAGUGUCAUGCGGCGGAUGCGAUUUGAGAAUAAUCGAUACGUGAGAGCGUAUCGAGAUUUUUUUACGUGUAAUUUGUUAUUUAUUUGUGCCAUAUUUUGUAAUGUGUUUGUUGAGAAUUUCGCGGCCAGCCGGCCUCAUAUUGUCUUCAUUAUGGUCGACGAUGCAGGUUGGAAUGACUUCAGUUUUCAUGGUUCAGAUCAAAUAAUAACCCCAAAUAUAGACGCUUUAGCAUAUAAUGGAUUAAUUUUAAAUAAUUUAUACACGCAGCCAGUAUGUACGCCAUCAAGAGCAGCUCUAAUGACAGGAAAAUAUCCCAUACAUUUAGGUAUGCAAGGUGCUCCAAUACUAGCCGCAGAACCAGUAGGAUUACCACUAACAGAACGAACAAUGGCAGAUUAUCUUCGAGAUCUUGGUUACACAACCAGAGCAGUUGGGAAAUGGCAUUUAGGAUUUUAUCGCCGAGAGUAUACUCCCAGAUUCCGAGGAUUCAAUAGUUUUUUCGGAUAUUACGGCGGUUUCAUCGGAUACUACGAUCAUAUUUUACAAGACGUGUACGAAAACAUCGGUGAUUUUGCUGGAUACGAUUUAAGGAGAGAUGAAGCGUCGGCUUGGCAAGAAGCAGAAGGUGUCUACGCUACCGAUUUGUUCACCAACGAAGCUGUCAAUAUAAUCAACAACCAUAAUGCCGAAGAACCUUUGUUUUUGUAUUUCGCUCAUUUAGCAGCUCAUGCUGGAAAUACUGGUAAACUGUUGGAAGCGCCGGAAGACGAGAUUAGGAAAUUUCAACAUAUUAUUGAUCCGAAUCGACGAACUUAUGCUGCGAUGAUUUCAAAAAUAGACGAAAGUGUUGGCGACUUGGUCGAAGCUUUGGAAAAUAAAAAAAUGCUGAAAGAUACAAUUAUCGUAUUCAUGUCUGAUAAUGGAGCACCCAGCGUACGAAAUGGCACACCCACUACAAGGGAGUUCCCGAAUUGGGGUUCCAAUUUCCCAUUCAGAGGAACUAAAGGAACACUGUGGGAAGGAGGAGUACGAAGUCCUAGUUUUAUAUGGUCAGCAGCUCUGCAACAAAACCCACGAGUAUCCACAAACUUGAUGCAUGUCAGCGAUUGGUUACCUACUUUGUAUGCAGCAGCAGGAGGAAAUCCUCUAGAUUUACCCAACAAUUUAGACGGAGUCAAUCACUGGUUUACAUUAACAUUGAAUCUGCCCUCUCGUCCUAGAUCAACAGUUCUGAUCAAUAUAGACGAAAGAAAUCGUAACGCUGCGACUCGCGUUGAAAAUUGGAAAUUAAUAAUCGGAACCACUCUAAAUGGCCAAUUUGACGGAUACUACGGCGACUCUUGGGAUAUUUUCGACGGAUACCGGACAACGUACAAUAUAACCGCGGUUAUCGGUAGCAAAAGUGGAAAAGCUGUAUCCGGCAUAGCUAACGAAUUAUUUCUACCGGUGGCCAACGAAAUCGACAUGCAAAAUAGAAGAUCUCAAGCUACGAUAAGAUGCGAUUCGGCAUCUCUGUGGCCGACAGGAACUACCGGCAAUGUGUUAUCGUGUCAAGUUACUCCUUGUUUGUUUAACAUAGAUAACGAUCCUUGCGAAAGAAACAACGUAGCCAGACAGUUUCCUUCCAUAACGACGCAACUUUACGAUAUACUGAAAUUUCACAGGUUAUCCUUGGUACCGCAAAUUAACCAAGCUGUGGAUGCGUUCAGCGCUAAUCCCAAGCUAUUCAAUAGUACCUGGUCUACGUGGAGAACUUAAUUCGUAAUUGAUGAUUUUUUUUCUCACAGUGUCUUCUGAGCCGAGUUCCUAUGUAAUUUUAAAAAUUAAAAUUUUUUCCGAGUGUUUGAAUCAA